CUUUGGCAUCAGCCUGACAUGCGGGGAGUCAGAAGAUCCUCCUGCAGAUGUAGCUAUUGAACUGAAAGCUGUGUUUACAGACAAACAGUUUGUCCGAAACUCUUGUGUAGCUGGAGAAUGGGGGGAAGAGCAAUCGUCUAUUCCUUACUUUCCGUUUAUACCGGACCAGCCUUUUAGGGUUGAGAUACUUUGCGAGCAUCCCCGUUUUAGAAUAUUUGUGGAUGGACAUCAGCUCUUUGAUUUUUACCAUCGUAUUGAAACACUGUCAGCAAUCAACACGAUAAAGAUAAACGGAGAUCUUCAGCUUACAAAACUUGGCUGACCUUGUUAGGACUGCAGAUUCCAAACUGGCUCAGGUGCCAUCGCCCGUUUGGAAAGGUGACAGCCAGCUCUGGACACAGCUAUGGUAGGAAGGCUGCCCCAUUCCUUUUCCGCAUGCAGUUCUUCACUUCUGUGCCGAUGAACCAGGCUGUUGUUUAUCCUGAUGAAGAACACUCUUGGUUAAUAAGACAUUGAGCCAUUUUUCUUGGAUCAAAAUAGCCCACCUCUGCUGGAUAAUCAAAUUGGAAUGGAUUCCGAAAGACUUGCAGUCUUGUUUCAGAUCUCACAGAAAGGCAGUUUCUGAAACGCAGCACUAAAACCAGUUACUGAACAGCAGUGACGAUAAAAAAAAAAAGCUUUUCUUCUGCAAGCAUUCUUUCUGCACUGAAGUGGAGUAGUGUAGCGCAACACAGGGCCAUGUGCUGACGUCCUUACCGGGGGCCUGAGCCUGGUUCCGCGGAAAUCAAUGGCAAAGCUCCCACUCACUUUAAUGGGGUACAAUCAAACUGUGUAGUCCUUAGUCAAGCACAAUUCCCACUGGUUUCUAUGGGAUUUUUGCACGUGCCUGGGGGCUGGCUCUUCUGCUGGUGUAAAUCAGCAUUACCUCCAUGGCUUGUAGUGGAAUUUUGCUGAUUGCUCCCAGCCGCUGAUUUGGCCAAAGGACUGUGCAAAAACUGAAUGAGGGUGUGAGGACACAGCGUGUAUGUUUUAGUCAGGGUAUUUGCAUAGAAUGUAGUUCGUUACAAGUUUUUGCACAAUGUAUUGUUAAUACAGUUUUUAAAGCUUAUCUGUAGUUUAUUUAUUUCUACUCAUUGUAUGUAUUAUUAGUAAAAAUGAGCAAUCUUACUGAUGGUUAAGAACAGCAAAGUGUAAACAUUUUGAAUGUACCAAAUGUCUUAGGUUCUUUGGGUAAACUUUACGUAUCAUUCUUGAAAAAUCAUGUUUCCUAUUGAACAUGUAGUUGCAUUUUAAUGGAGCCCUCUAGGCCCUGGGAAAAUGGCAUGGUAGUUGGUGGGGGUGGGGGGAACUCUUUGCAUAUUCACUAGAAACUGUUUUUCAGGGCUUACUAACUUUGCUGCACAGGAUAGGUUUGAGUUAAAAGUUGAUCCAUUUUAAAAAACUUAAUUGGUAGGUUUAACUGUGCUUUUACAACCUGAGAAAAAGUUAAAAUUUGGCAGUCUCUUAGUUCAGAAAGAGAACCAGCCUUUUUCCAGGGGAGACUGUUUUUGCACUUGUUUGAGAACAUAUUCGGCCUUUGAUAUGACAAUUAAAACUUGUCUAGACAGCCAAGUUACUAAUGCUUGAAAAUCAGCUACAGCACAUGAAUAAUAACUUUACAAGUAGCUUUUUAAAUAGUAAGUAUAGCUGUAUAAACACAGUCAUUGAGCUACACUAUAAAUGAACACCGCCACUUUUCUUGACUUUUUCAGGACUAAAUACACUUUUUUUCCCUUGGCUGCUCACAACAGACUGUAGCGGGUCUUUCUGAGUAGUUAUAAUCAUGAUAUAAACAUAUAUCUAGGCAAUUUUGAAAACAUGUAAUAUAGGGACUUUCUAAGACACAGAAUACAAAAACAUUCUUUGUAGCACAGUAUUUAAAAAAAAAAAAUAGAGAGAGAAUCUCACAAACAGAACUAUGUUAAACCUGCAAUGAAGUUGUGGUGUAAAGCAACCAGAACUGGAAUAUCCAAAGUUAAGGGCAGAGUGCCAGUUGCAAAGCCUCAUUUUGCGCUAAUUUGGCCUGCAGUUAAGAAGCCUUAGUCUGCAAGCUGAAAUUCCAACUGUGGCUCUGGUCCAAAGCCUGUU
Messenger RNA from Eurypyga helias (sunbittern), 2127 nucleotides. RefSeq names its product lectin, galactoside-binding-like (gene LGALSL). Lineage: Eukaryota; Metazoa; Chordata; Aves; Eurypygiformes; Eurypygidae. The record is from RefSeq and is a predicted model, not a curated record. The annotation marks the transcript as partial. Gene Ontology annotation, molecular function: carbohydrate binding. The transcript is spliced from 2 exons.